AUGGGUCCGUAUCAAACGCCGCUGAAACCCGUUGAUGAUGCUGCUGCUGACGGCGCAGUUGACGGCGCUUCUAACGGGACUGACGGUGCUGCCAGCACUGGUCCUAGUAACGGAGAUGAGGGGGCUACUGACGAUGAAGCGAAGACCAACGCCUUCGAUCCCGUCACAGCUGCUGAGUGUGCUGCUGCUGACAUCGAUAUAUCCUUUGCACUCGCCUCCGAACCUCAGAUAACGGGCGACGCCUGCCAAUUCGGCGAAUUAGGGUUUGAAUUCGGACCGCAUUCGCUUCUGCUCGAGUCGUUUCCCACCGCGCAAGCCGGCGGAGCGGCCCAUCUGACGGCCACCGCACAUAACUUAACCGCAACGCAUAAUCUGACGCCGGAAACCGCACAUGAUUAUACCGUCACAACGCAUACUAGUAAUAAUCUGGCGUGUACUACAGCGUACGACUCUGCGACGAUCAUGCUACCGCCGGUUGACUAUCAUGCCGUGCCGAGUGCUACCGCCUGGGACAACCGCGGAGGAGACGCGAUGAUGGAUAUGAGCUAA
Molecule: messenger RNA, 549 nt
Organism: Closterium sp. Yama58-4
Lineage: Eukaryota; Viridiplantae; Streptophyta; Zygnematophyceae; Desmidiales; Closteriaceae
Source: the annotation of a GenBank genome assembly